AUGAUGAUGGAUUACACGUUGUCCACGUCGGUCGAAGAUUUGGGCCAGCUUGCGGCGCUCGGCGGCAGUCCGAUGGUGGGAUGUUCAACCAACAACGACAGCGGCUUCGCCACUCGGCACACUGUCAUCAUAGAAGUGGUGGAAGGACUCGAAUUCGAGGGCGGAGGCGACCGCCGGUACUACGUCAAGCUCAGCCUCGAGAACGCACAGUGGCACACGCAGCCUUCGCUCAAGUCGCGCAACCCGGCCUGGCGCGAGUACUUCAUCGGGGAGUUUGUGGGCACGAAGCUGGAGUCGCCGUCGAUCGUGAUCCGGGUCAAGUACCGCGGCCGCGCGCGGAAGCACCACUUUGGGAUGUGCAAGAUUCCGCUGCUCUCCGUGUCGGGCACCGAGUCGCAGGACCGGUGGUACGACCUCAACCCAGCGACCGCCACCAGCAGCACCAGCAAGCAGCAGCAGCGCCAACCCAAGCUGCGGCUGCGGAUCACGUGCCGCAAGUGCUACGAUAAGAAGAGCGAGGUGGAGGUCGAGGUGCAGCUGAUCAACAGCAUCAUCGGCCAGGAGCGCGACGUGGUGGCGCGCAACACGGCCAAGAUCGCCGAGCUCACCGCCGCGGCCGGGUCCAGCAGGGCCUCCAAGAGCAAGCAGAAGGUGCAGAAGCUGCUGCGCGAGAUCACCCACGCCAACAAGAAGAUACGCGCGCUCCAAGCCAAGAAGCAGGUCCUCCUCGACAAGGCCCGGCAGCGCAAGAUCCUCCUCUCCCAGUCCGAAGCCAACUUCUGCGGCCAGCGGCGAGAGGAGCUGCACGAGCGGCUGCUCACGAUUCGCACGAAGCUGCGCCGGGAACACGAAGCGUUCGAGUUCCACAAGCGCUACUCGGGCGAGGUCGAGGGCGCCGACAAGGAGGACUGGACCCAGAACACCGACGAGCUCAAGCGGCGCCUGGCCUACCUCAAGAACCGCGAGCGGGCCUACAUGGCCCUCCUCCAGGAGGCUGCCCGUAGAGAGAAGCUCGACGGCGGCAGCGACGAUCACAACGGCAGCGGCGGCGGCGGUGAUGAAGAAGAGCUGUUCGAGGUGCUCGACAAUGCGACGGGGCCGAUGGACAAGAUGAAGGUGGUGCGACUUCGGUCGAGCAAGAACAACGCGGAGCCGGCGCCGCUGGCGGCGGCGAUGAAGGCGGCCGGCGAGAAGCGGCGCCCGAGCGUGGUGGGCGCCACGGCGAGCGAGGACCUGGCGCGGGCCAGCUCCCCGUUCCCCGGCGUGCCGUUCCAUGGUGAGGGCGACACCAGCUUCUCGGCGCUGAAGGGCGCCAAGAAGGAGCGCCUCACCGAGCUGCUCAUGGCCCGCCACGACGACGACGAGUACAACUACCUCGAGGACUACAACUUCCUCAUUUGA
Acanthamoeba castellanii str. Neff is the source of this 1401-nucleotide messenger RNA. RefSeq names its product C2 domain containing protein. Bases 1 to 1401 code for a protein of 466 amino acids. The record is from RefSeq and is a predicted model, not a curated record. Lineage: Eukaryota; Discosea; Longamoebia; Acanthamoebidae. The transcript is spliced from 5 exons.